ACGUCAGCAGCAGCAGCAGCGUCAGCAGCACUAACAGUUGCUGUUUGUCGCUGUUUUGUGCAUUGACAAUAAUAUGAGGAGUGGCAGUUCCGAAUUGCUACUCGAGCAGCAGCAGCAGCAGCAACAGCAGCAGCCACUUACAGAGGAGCAACAGCGAUUACGUAAAAUCCGUGAACUGGCACCAAAAAAGAAAAAUGGCAAUCGUCGGUUUCGUUCGUGGCGCGAACGUGUUCGCUUUUAUUCGACAUCGACGUUUGCGUUCCUCUCGGUAACAGCGGGCGCCUCACUGUUAUUUCUCGUCCCCCUCUAUGUGGAUCCGGCGAUAUCGACGCUGAGCCACGAUUUCAUUGAUCGUCCGACGCUGUGCACGACGACGCGACGCGAAGAUCUCGUCGGCAUCUUCAACUGUUCGUGGAGUUCGUGUCGCGAGGGCUGCACCUCAGAUCUGUAUCGGUGUGUGCACAUUUAUGUUACGUUCAUUGAGGAGAAUAUAACGAUACCGCUCAAUAUGACCGAUUACACUAAUUAUACGUCGGAGUGGGAACAGUCGAGCGAAGCGACACUGUUAGUUAACAUUAAGGGUUGCGGUUAUCCCCCGACGGUGACUUGCAAGAAAUUCAAUGGCUAUUAUGGCAUCGAAGGCGCCAUCUAUCCGUGCUUUUAUUCGCGCAAGAAUAAAACGGUUGUGCUCACCACGUACAAUCAUGACGAUCAGGUGGCGCUAAUCAUUAAUUUCUUCGUCGUCCCCUUUGUGAUAACGGUUAUCUCGUCGAUCGCACUCUGCGUCAUGCACUGCGACUGCCGCUGCAAAAAGGAUCGCAGCCAUCGGCGGAAUCGGCCGCAGUGCCGCAGGCCACGCAUCGAGAAUCUCAGGUGAGUAACGACAGGCGAUGAG
Messenger RNA from Drosophila grimshawi, 895 nucleotides. RefSeq names its product protein tipE (gene Teh1). Gene Ontology annotation, molecular function: sodium channel regulator activity. Gene Ontology annotation, biological process: regulation of sodium ion transport. Lineage: Eukaryota; Metazoa; Arthropoda; Insecta; Diptera; Drosophilidae. The coding region runs from base 74 to 877 and encodes 267 amino acids. The transcript has a single exon. The record is from RefSeq and is a predicted model, not a curated record.